CGGUGCCCGGGCAGGCUUGGAGUACGUCACGGAAGCCCCGGAAUUAAAAACCCCGGGCUUAAGGCCACAGGCCUGGCACUUGAUUCUCACACACUUUGGAUAAAUAAGUAGCUACCUCUGCCUGCUAAGCAAGCAAGAUAGUCGUCAUUUUCGAUAUCCAAUAUGUUCGGUACAACGAUUCUGACUAUCGCUGCUGCGUUGGGCCUUGCGUCAGCGCAAACAGGGCCCGGCUUCCCUGUCCCUGCUAGAACAAGUCUCAUUGUCAGCUUUGGCAACAACACCAUCUCGCCUGCUGGAGAGCUGAUUCCACGCCCUGAAACCGUGAACCCUCCCAACAUCAGCACGCCAGUGUGGUGGGCAUCGUCUGAUCCCAACGAUCCAACUCCACCUCGCGGAGUCCUUCUUAUUGUGGAUCUCGACGUUCCGCGCAAUGGCUCUCGUGUCGAACUCGUGCAUUGGGUUGCGACAAACGUGACACUAGGAUUCUCUUCGUCGAACUCGACGCCGCUUAUCAUCCCCAACGGGCCUGUACCUUACCUACAGCCCUCCCCUCCCGUGGGCGAUGUGCCACACUCAUACAACGUCGUCGUCUUCCAGCAGCCUGCCAACUUUUCUAUUCCGGCGCAAUACAGCAACCUCACGAAUCAGCGGCUUCCAUUCAACGUGAGCCAGUUUGUCCUCGAUACCGGCCUGGGUCAACCGGUUGCUGGCAGUUACUUUCAGGUUCAGAACUUGACUGGCACGGCUACGACUACCUUUCCACCAGCACGAACACCGACAUCAACAAGUGGUGGUGAUGGAAGCUCUCCGGCGCCGUUUCCGGGUGCCGCGACACAAGUGAAGGGUGAGACGGCACUGUGGGUGGGUGCAUAUACUGCGCUGAUCGCCAGUUUUGCUGCUGUCGCUUUUUGGUAGCUCAUAACAACAGUAUGCAACGAUAAUGUCCAUAAUUUGAAGAGCUUCUGCUUCAGUACACAAAUGUCCCACCACGUGCAUUGCUGAUGUCACUGGAUGAUUCGUUAGCGUGCGAGAUUGCGACAGUCCGGGAUCGCACUACCCCGCUGCCUGGUGGGGGCAUGAGAGUCAACUGCGAGCAACAAACAUCAAUUGCGCGUCAAGAUGCAGUCGCACGCGUUAUUAGAGAAGAUGUCCAUAGAUACAAUGAGUAAAUGAACAGCUCCUGUUUG
This is a messenger RNA of Boeremia exigua, 1187 nucleotides long. RefSeq names its product phosphatidylethanolamine-binding protein. Bases 163 to 915 code for a protein of 250 amino acids. Lineage: Eukaryota; Fungi; Ascomycota; Dothideomycetes; Pleosporales; Didymellaceae. The transcript has 2 exons. Gene Ontology annotation, biological process: regulation of Ras protein signal transduction; regulation of proteolysis. Gene Ontology annotation, molecular function: peptidase inhibitor activity; phospholipid binding. The record is from RefSeq and is a predicted model, not a curated record.